Erinaceus europaeus (western European hedgehog) is the source of this 1806-nucleotide messenger RNA. RefSeq names its product glutathione S-transferase Mu 1-like. The record is from RefSeq and is a predicted model, not a curated record. Gene Ontology annotation, molecular function: glutathione transferase activity. Gene Ontology annotation, biological process: glutathione metabolic process. Lineage: Eukaryota; Metazoa; Chordata; Mammalia; Eulipotyphla; Erinaceidae. The transcript has 8 exons. Bases 794 to 1444 code for a protein of 216 amino acids.
GAAGAGAAAGAAAGAUAGACACCUACAUAUUUGCACUUAGCUAGGUGCACUAUUGCUUGGCCCCCAUAAUAUUCUCUAAUUGCUGAGUAAUGCAAAUAUCCCUUGUGAUAGGUGGAAUAGCCUCUUUAGAGUCCUCCAAAAUCUACUAGAACUAAGCAUAUAUCUCCUAUGUCCUGAAAUCCCACUUUCUAUAAAAUAGUAAGAUGAAUGAAUCUCUUGUGCUAUAGAACACAUGCUUAGUAAUGUUCAAACAUUGUUAUUUGAAAUAGUUGAUCACUGGCAGCAAUUCAAACAUCCAUCAGUGGGAAAUAGACACAUUUCCCACACAAACUACAGCUUGUGAAAAUAAUUAUAGUAUUCAUAUGAGGGGUUAGAUGGUGGCAUACCAGGUUGAACACACAUGUUACCAUGUACAUUUAUGUAUUUAUUUAACCCAAUUGCACCAACCCCCCUCUGUGGGGUGGAUGUGUGGCUAGUGUGUUUGUGUGUGUUAGGGCUGCAAUUUUGGACUGGAAGCCUGGCCAGCCAGAGCUCAGAGGUCUUUGGUGUUCAGGCAUCUGGACAUUAUUUCUGGAGUCCUAUUGGCUGGGCUGAAGUUAGGGAUUGAAUUUCAUUCUGGCCAGGACUCCUGCAACCAAUGGUAGUGCUGCCUCUAGGGGGUGUGUCAAGAACUGCACAAUGGAAAGGCUGUACUUCAGGCUCCCCUUUUUACCAGCUCCUGGCCAAAGGGUAAAUUCCAUUACAACUGCAGGAAGGUCCCUCUAUUCAGAGCACCAGAAGUGGCACAGUGACCAUGAUCUUUGCCUACUGGGACAUUCGUGGGCUGGCUCACUCCAUCCGCCUGCUGUUGGAAUAUACAGGUUCCAAGUAUGAGGAGAAGAAGUACUCCAUGGGAGAUGCUCCUGACUAUGACAGAAGCCAAUGGCUGAAUGAAAAAUUCAAGCUGGGCCUGGACUUCCCCAACCUGCCUUACCUGAUUGAUGGGGCUCACAGACUGACGCAGAGCAAUGCCAUCCUGCGCUACAUUGCCCGCAAGCACAACCUGUGUGGAGAGACAGAAGAGGAGAGAAUCCGUGUGGACCUUUUGGAGAACCAGGCCAUGGACACUCGCCUGGAAUUAGCCUGGCUCUGCUACAAUACUGACUUUGUGAAGCUGAAGCCUGAGUAUUUGAAAGAACUUCCUGAAAAAGUGAAGCAGUACUCAGACUUUCUGGGGAAGAGGCUGUGGUUUGCAGGGGACAAGCUCACCUUUGUGGAUUUCCUGGCUUAUGAUGCCCUUGACCGACUCCGUAUAUUACAACCAAAAUGCUUGGAAGCCUUUGCAAACCUGAAGGACUUUAUGGAUCGUUUUGAGCAUCUAGAGAAGAUUGCUGCCUACAUGAAGUCCAGUCGCUACCACCCACACCCCCUGUUUCUAAAGAUCGCCGUGUGGGGCAACAAAUAGACCAGGUGGGCCAAGUAGCUGUGGAAGGGGCAUCCUGUGCAUGGUCUCUGAGAAUUACUGGAUCCUCCUACUCCCCGGAUUCACUCCUCCUAUUCUCUCCCCCUUCUUUCACCUUUCUUCUCCCCAUGCAAGCCUUUUAGUCUCCUUUUCCUGCCUCCCAUUCCUGUAAAUCCAGGCUCCUUAAGAUCUUGGACAGCUAUUUUCCUCAGUGAGGUUCCUCAACCUUACCUUUCUCAUACCAUCUUUCCUUUAGAGGUUGCUACUGACUUGGGGUGCCCUCUAUGCCCUGGCCCUGUAGAGUUUGGCCCUUAACUCCUGGCACUGCCCAGCCCUACCAUAUCCCCAGUAAAGUCUUCAUCACA